AUACGAUUUUGAAUUUACAGUUAUUAAAGUAAACAAAUGAAGUCUGGAGCAUGGCAUUGUGAACGUUUACAUUAUUUUAUGAUCUGACCUUAUUUGAUAACACAUAUUGUACAGAUAAUAGCGAAAUUCUGGUGGCACGUCUAAUAAAUUAUUUAGUCGUCUGGUCAAUGUUUUUCUGACGAUUUCUUCAACACUGGAUUUGCUAAUAUGGGAAUAUUUUCCAGCCGACAAAAUACUAGAGUUGAAGAAGUUGACAAUAGUUCAAAUAAUGCGUACAAGUACCCUCCAAAGUCUGGAAAUUAUUUCAGUACUCACUUCAUUAUGGGUGGUGAAAAAUUCGACACUCCACAACCCGAAGCAUAUUUAUUUGGAGAAAACAUGGAUUUAAAUUUUUUCAGCAAAUGUCCCACCACGUUUCCGUAUCCGCCGCCUGAACCCGGAGAGCCGACGAAACCUUUAAAAAGUUUAGUGAAUAUCAGAAAGGAAUCAUUACGCUUUGUGCGCACCGAAGAAGGGAAAACGGUUUUCAACAUUGAAUUCAUGUUCGAUUGUGACGCCCCUUGUUCGAUUACUAUUUACUAUUUCUGCACCGAAGAAUUCACCCCGAGUGGGGUCUCGUUCAGUUGUCGCGAUCCGUCAAUGACAUCUGAAGUAUAUCAUUAUAAACGAGGCUCAAACCAGCUAUUCAAUCAACCCCAACAUAUGAUCGAUCCAAGUCUGUAUAAUACUGAAGAUCUCACGUAUAUCUUUAACAAAGAAAUCAUACCUAUCGCGAUACAUUGUGUGGCUCACGACACCACCGAAGAAACUCGACAAUCUCACACCACGAUUGCGGUAGUCGAACAAUAUUCAGACGGUUCGUACAUUUUGAAAGCAUUAAAACAAAAAUUAUUCGUGGACGGCCUGUGUUAUUUAUUGCAAGAGAUUUAUGGUAUCGAAAAUAAAUCGACUGAAUUAAAAGACGCCGGCGACGAAGAACUAGAAGACGGUAGUUCUGAGUGUGUGAUUUGUAUGAGCGACAUGCGAGAUACGUUGAUUUUGCCCUGUCGCCAUUUAUGUUUGUGCCAAUCGUGCGCCGAUUCUUUACGAUAUCAAGCGAACAAUUGUCCAAUAUGUCGUGCACCAUUCCGUGCACUCUUGCAGAUCAAAGCGUUGCAAAAAACAUUGGACAACAAUCAGAGAAUUGAUUUGCGUACACCGUACGGAUACGAAACAGUUCCUCUAAUCGAAGCUCUAAAUGGUCCGAAUUUCCGACGGUAUAGUAACGCUACUAAAAUGACCGGCGAUCCAUUGUUGGAAUCUUCACCGGACAGCCAAUGUGCAGGUCUUAAUAUGUCUAAAAUGAGUUUGGAUCGUCUGUCUAGAAAGAAGUCUAGCAGUAUCGACUCGCACGGUGAAUCGCUAAGCCCGAGCGACAAUUCCAUAAGUUCUAAUGCAAUAGGCGGAACAUCAAUCAGUGAUAAAUCGUCAAAAAGUUCAAGCAAAGAAGAAACCAAACCCAAACUUUCUAUAAAAUGUAAAGACCAAGUUAAAGUGGUCAACGAAAAAGGAGAUCUAGAAGAAGAGACUCAAGACGAAGACAGCGAGGCUGAAAAAAUGUCUCCUCUGUUGGAUUGUGGAAAAACUUUAGAACAACAUCACGCAGCUGCCCCGACAGAAAAAAAAGAAAUCAACGUAAUACUAAACCAUGGUGCAGACGACGCUGACUGCUACGGAGAAUGUGCAGCACGAAUGUUAGUCGCUCAUCAAAAAGAAAAACCUCAAUUAACGGUUUCUCAGGAACGAGUAUCGUUACCCGGAACCCCCAUGAGUACUGUGAGUCAACGUUCCAGCGGCGAGAGCUAUACGUCGGUCGGUUCUUCUCGUUUGUUACUCGCAGCUUAUGAAAAAACCACUCCAGUUUGAAUACGUUAUUUCCUUUUCAUCAUUGGCUAUUACCGCCGAAGUGGUUUCGGGGAUUGUAUAAUCCCGUUUAGAAUUAAUUAAUGAAUCUCAUAAAUGGGGUAUUUUGAGUAAUUAAAUUUCCAUUGUUUUCAUAGGAAACUUAAUCACUCUAAUAUUAAUGGCUAUCACUCAUUGUCAAAAUCUUGUUCGAAUAAAACAAGUAAUUUAUUUUUAUAAAUACAAUGCCGUAGGAGUAUUUUAGAAAAUAAGAAAAGAAAAAUUGUAUUCGCCUAUUGUAAAAGUUUAGUUUGUAUUUAUAUUGUAUAUAUUAUGAAAAUUAACAUAAAUUUAAAGCGUGUACUUAAUGAUAAUUUCCUUUUUUUUUUUUU
This is a messenger RNA of Adelges cooleyi (spruce gall adelgid), 2273 nucleotides long. RefSeq names its product E3 ubiquitin ligase Rnf157 (gene Mrgn1). The coding region runs from base 208 to 1905 and encodes 565 amino acids. The record is from RefSeq and is a predicted model, not a curated record. The transcript has 12 exons. Gene Ontology annotation, molecular function: ubiquitin protein ligase activity. Gene Ontology annotation, cellular component: cytoplasm. NCBI's taxonomy places the organism in Eukaryota, Metazoa, Arthropoda, Insecta, Hemiptera, Adelgidae. Gene Ontology annotation, biological process: protein ubiquitination.